This is a messenger RNA of Ilex paraguariensis (yerba mate), 2891 nucleotides long. The record is from the annotation of a GenBank genome assembly. NCBI's taxonomy places the organism in Eukaryota, Viridiplantae, Streptophyta, Magnoliopsida, Aquifoliales, Aquifoliaceae.
GUCAUGACCACUCGAUGGGUUAAGCUUACUUUCGUCGAAAACACAUGGUAGGGCUUAGUUUUGAUCCAGCAGAUAACGGUGUGGUGUGUGGUGCAAUUCCACAAGAGAUCGGGAAGCUUUGUAGCUUGGAGGUAUUGGCUAUUCAGGACGCCGCCCUCAUUGGUCUCGUACCUUCUUCAAUCUACAACAUCUCUUCUCUAAAAUGGCUUUUCCUGUACGAAAACAACCUAUCUGGAAUUUUGCCAAAGGAGACAUGUCUGCAUGUCCCAAAGCUCCAAGUUCUUGAUCUUCAUGAUAAUAAGUUUACAGGAACCAUUCCACAAGGAAUUGGGAACUGUACGUCCCUUUCGAUGUUAUAUCUCAAUGGCAACAAUCUGACAGGUGUAAUCCCACAAGAAAUUGGUCAUCUUGGCAAUUUGGAGAGGUUGGUUCUUGCUUUCAAUGUCUUGAGAGGCCCCAUUCCAGCCUUAAUCUUCAACAACUCAGCACUACAGAUCAUUUCACUGGCAGACAAUUUCCUUUCAGGCAAAAUUCCAUCAAUUAUAGGCCAGAGGCAACCCAAUCUUGAACAACUUAUUCUUCCAAGGAAUAACCUCAGUGGGAUGAUUCCCAACUCUAUCUCAAAUGCCUCUAAACUCACUACACUAGACCUUACUUCCAAUGCAUUCACUGGUUCCAUUCCCAACAAACUUGGCAAUCUGAAACAACUUCAGCUUCUUGGUUUUGGACAGAAUAAUCUUGUCAACGAACAUCCAUCUGCAGAAUUGAGUUUCCUCACCUCCUUGACAAAUUGCAGACAUCUAAGAAUAUUCUGGAUAACUAAUAAUCCCCUAGAAGGCAUUCUUCCAGUUUCUAUAGGGAAUUUCUCUGAUUCUCUGAAAAUUGUUGACAUGCAUGGUUGCAAAAUCAGGGGAAAAAUUCCUGAUGAAAUUGGUAACUUGAGUAAUUUGGCAUUCUUAAACCUACGUAGGAAUGAGGUGACUGGUGUCAUCCCGACAACUGUUAGUGGGCUAUUGAAGCUUCAAGGUUUAAGUCUUAUCGACAACAAACUGCAAGGAUGCAUUCCUAAUGAUAUUUGUGGCCUCAAGGAUGUUGGUUACUUAGGUUUGAGCAAAAAUAGGCUUUAUUGCUCAGUGCUACCUUGCUUGGGGAAUAUUACUUCUCUGAGAUACCUCCUCCUGGAUGACAAUGAAUUAACUUCUAGCAUACCGGCUAUAUUGUGGAGCCUCAAAGAUCUUUUGAAGCUCAACUUGUCCUCAAAUUUUAUAAGUGGCCAUCUAUCCCCGAAAAUUGGAGGAUUAAAGGUUGCAACAUCAAUAGAUCUAUCCAUGAAUCAACUCUCGGGCAAUAUUCCUAGCACAAUGGGAAAUCUGCAGAACUUGAUUAAUUUUUCUAUAGCGCAUAAUGGAUUUCAAGGACCUAUUGAGACAUUUGGCAAGUUGGUAAGUUUGGAAAGCUUGGAUUUAUCUCGUAACCAUCUCACUGGUGUGAUUCCUAAUUCAUUAGAGGCUCUUCUAUAUCUCAAGUAUUUCAAUGUGUCUUUCAACGGAUUAAGUGGAGAAAUCCCCACCAGAGGUUGCUUUGCAAACUUCACGAAUCAAUCAUUCAUGUCAAACGAAGCAUUGUGUGGUGCUCCUAGGUUGGGUGUCCCAUCCUGUCAUACAAAAACUCUUUACCUUACAAGGAGAAGAAGAGUUCUUCUAGCUGUAUAUAUUUCCGUAGUGAUUGCUCUGAUAGUGCUUGCCUUGAUCUUCACAUUUGUGCUGGUAAGACGCCGAAAAAUAAACAGAAUUCCUGCUCAGACUGAACCAUUGCCAGGGAUAACACAUGGAAGAAUUACAAACGAAGAACUUUUUCGUGCCACCGAUGGUUUUAGUGACAGCAACUUGCUUGGCAAGGGGAGUUUUGGUUCAGUAUACAAAGGGAAGUUCAGAGAUGGGACACUUUUGGCCAUUAAGGUAUUCAACAUGCAACUGGAGGAUGCAUUCAAGAGUUUUCAUACAGAAUGCGAAGUGUUGCGCAGCAUCCGGCACCGGAAUCUGACCAAAGUCAUCAGCAGUUGCUCUAACCUUGAUUUCAAGGCAUUGGCACUGGAGUUCAUGCCUAAUGGGAGCCUGGAAAGGUGGUUAUAUUCUCACAACUAUUUCUUGGAUAUGUUGCAAAGAUUAAGCAUAAUGAUAGAUGUGGCAUGUGCAUUGGAUUACCUCCACCAAGGAUAUUCAACUACUGUGGUUCAUUGUGAUUUGAAGCCCAGCAAUGUCCUGCUAGAUGAAGACAUGGUCGGACAUGUGAGUGAUUUUGGCAUUGCAAAGUUAUUAGGUGCAGGGGACAGUAUUGCACAAACCAAAACCCUUGGCACAUUUGGGUAUAUGGCACCAGAGAUUGGAUUGGAAGGAUUAGUAUCGACAAGGGGUGAUAUUUACAGCUAUGGCAUUUUGGUGAUGGAAACAUUCACUAGAAGGAAGCCUAUUGAUGAAAUGUUUGCUGGAGACUUGAGCUUGAAGCAAUGGGUAAAGGAUUCACUGCCUGAUGGUAUAAUUCAAGUCAUAGAUGCCAACUUGCUAAGGCCAGAGGAAGAACACUUCGCUGAGAAGGCACAUUGUGUGUCUUCAAUUAUGGAACUAGCUUUGAACUGCUCUGCAGAAUCUCCUGCAGAGAGGAUCAACAUGAAAGAUGUUGCAGCCGCACUGAAGAAGAUCAGACAACAGUUUCUUGCAAGGACGAGUCUAUAAUUUUCUUUGGUAAUAGCAUUCCAACCAUGCGACUUUAGACUUUAUAGUUCCAAUAAAAAAGUUGGAUGCUCAAUCACCUGCUAACCAUGUGUAUCAACUAACCUUGUACAGUUGCUGAUUAGUUCAGUAUAUGCUAUAGUUGUAUGCUUUAUAUCUUGG